GGAGAAGGAGUGGGUGAGAAAACAGAGAGUGAUGGCUGUCUUAAGGGGGAAUACAAAGGAAUCAUAUCCCAUUAGAGACAUGGAACAAGAGGAAGCUGCUCUGCAGGAUCGGCUUUAUGCAGCUUUCCAGUGUUCAGAGAGACGUUUGCUGAAUUCACUGCGUCAGCGUCAGGCUGAAGUCAUUGCCAAGUAUGGAGAAAUCACUGAAAUCACUGAACCACUGGGCAUCGGAUCUGAUCUUCCCUGGCAGGUGGAGUGGACACGAACCCCACAGCCAAUGGAGGUGUGUGUGGUGUGUUUACGGACAGUGAGGGAGAAGCUCAGUAGGGGGCUGUACAGCGUGCGUGUGUCCCUGCACAGUGGGUUGGGUGGCCCUGCACUGCGCUGGUCCGGCCUGAAGGAGCAGCAGUGGACAGGAGUCACAGAGCCUGUGGAACAUCACGGCCAAAUCUGCGAUAUAGAGCUACUCAUUAACCAGAACCUCCCUGUGGUCUUGCCUGCAUCAUGUGACCUCUUGCCCUCCACUGUGCUGAUGUUCAGGCUUCUGAGCAUGCCCAGUAAGCAAUGUGCUGUGAGGGCAGUGAUGGCCUGGGGGGUAUUCCCCGUCUGUGACUGCUCUCUAACCCUUAUCCAAGGUAGAUUUCGCACUCCGCUGCUUCGGGGUUGUCCCAACUCAGCGAUAGACCAGUUCAGUAAAAUAGAGCGGCUGCUCUCUGCUGACCUGGACAACUGGCUCUGCAACCUUUACUUCCAGGUACUAAUUCUGAAUUGCACUGAACAGAAGCUGAGACCUGGGCAAUAUAUCUGACAUAGUCAUUAUCAGAAUAACUAGAUACUAGGGUAUUAUUUUCCACCAUAUGGGAAUAUUCUUCUUGCCAGUUAAAUCAGACUAUUAAAUCAUUUUAGGAUUUAUUAACACUCUUUUGUCAGCCAAGUUUAAUUAGGUUUAUAUUUUACAUUAUUUUACAUUUACAUUAUUGAAUUAAUACAUUAAUCUAAGUCUAAGAUAUAUGUCUAUAUGCU
This is a messenger RNA of Ictalurus furcatus (blue catfish), 1023 nucleotides long. RefSeq lists its product as uncharacterized. Gene Ontology annotation, cellular component: perinuclear region of cytoplasm. Bases 32 to 808 code for a protein of 258 amino acids. NCBI's taxonomy places the organism in Eukaryota, Metazoa, Chordata, Actinopteri, Siluriformes, Ictaluridae. The record is from RefSeq and is a predicted model, not a curated record. The transcript has 5 exons.